AUGGCUAAGUCUCUUAAAUCUGUUCACUUCUUUGCUCUCUUCUUCAUCAUCAUCCUUCUUGCAAAUCGGGAAAUGCCAGUGGCAGAAGCAAAAUUAUGCCAAAAGCGCAGCAAGACAUGGACAGGCGCCUGUAUCAAGACAAAAAACUGUGACCGCCAGUGCAAGAAAUGGGAGAAAGCACAGCAUGGUGCUUGCCACUGGCAGUGGCCUGGAUUUGCUUGCUUCUGCUAUGUCAAUUGUUAG
Messenger RNA from Theobroma umbraticum, 243 nucleotides. Its product is annotated as defensin-like protein 19. Gene Ontology annotation, biological process: defense response. NCBI's taxonomy places the organism in Eukaryota, Viridiplantae, Streptophyta, Magnoliopsida, Malvales, Malvaceae. The record is from RefSeq and is a predicted model, not a curated record.